AUGUUUCAUCUACUCAAGAAAUAUGUUCCUUUCACAUGGAUAGAUAAGUGUCAGGCUGCUUUCCUUUCCAUUCAGAAGUACUUACAGAAUCCACCGGUUUUGAUGCCACCUGUACCUGGGAAGCCUUUGAUUCUCUAUCCGUCUGUAACCUUGUCUUCCAUGGGAUGUUUGCUAGCUCAAGAAGGGGACAAAGGAGUUGAGAAAGCUAUCUAUUACCAGAGCAAGAAAAUGGUCGGAUGUGAAGAGCGCUACACUUCUUUGGAAAAGACAUGUUGGGCUCUUGUAUGGGCCUCCAAAAAGCUGAGGCACUACAUGUUGGCUUAUCCAGUGAACCUGAUUUCUCGAAUGGAUCCUCUCAAGUAUCUAUUUGAGAAACCUAUGCUCACUAGUAAACUAGUGCGCUGGUUGCUUUUACUGGCGGAGUUCGAUCUUGAGUACGUUACAAGGAAAUCAGUCAAAGGGCGUGCAGUUGCUAAAUUCCUAGCUGAUCACCCUGUUGAUGGACUAAAGGACUCUAAUUUUGUGUUUCCGGAUGAGGGGGUGCUAAUAGUUGUUGAAGACAUUUGGACACUCUACUUUGAUGGGGCAGCCAACCAAAAAGGAUUUGGGAUCGGGGUGUUGCUGAUUACGCUUGAUGACUCUCAUAUUUCACUUUCGUUCAAACUCAAUUUCAAUGUCAUUGGGGAUUCUAAUCUUGUGGUCUCUCAAGCCAACGGGGACUGGAAAGUCCGUGAGGAGAAGCUGAAACCUUAUCAUCAAGAUUUGGAAGAGCUGAUUCCUCAUUUCAACAAAGUGACCUUCACUCAGAUUCCUCGGUUGAAGAACCAGUUUGCCGAUGCUUUGGCAACCUUGGCCUCCAUAGUCGAGCUUCCACUAGGUGUCAAACUGCGACCUAUCUUGAUUGAACAGAGGGACUUUACUGCUUAUCAGUAUGUCAACGCCAUCGAUGAUGUUGAUGACGGCCUACCCUGGUAUCAUGACAUAUGGAACUUUGUUGAGAGUGGGAUGUAUCUGGCUGAGGCCACUAAGAAGGAUCAAACUGCGUUGCGAAGGUUGGCUGCCCAGUAUAUCAUCUGUGGAGGAAAGUUGUACAGGAGGUCUCACUGUGGAAUGCACAAGCUUUGUGUCAACAACACAGAGGCGACAAGGAGAAAAUUCAUGAAGGAGUCUGCAGUCCUCACUUGA
Messenger RNA from Rhododendron vialii, 1185 nucleotides. RefSeq lists its product as uncharacterized. The record is from RefSeq and is a predicted model, not a curated record. Bases 1 to 1185 code for a protein of 394 amino acids. NCBI's taxonomy places the organism in Eukaryota, Viridiplantae, Streptophyta, Magnoliopsida, Ericales, Ericaceae. The transcript has 2 exons. Gene Ontology annotation, molecular function: RNA-DNA hybrid ribonuclease activity; nucleic acid binding.